UCUAGGGUUUGAUAGAAGAGAAAGAUAGGUUAAGGGUUAGGAGAGGAGAGGAGAGGAUGGCAAAGUUCAAUGUGGUGCAGAAGCGAAGGAGAGCUCUAAUAGCUGAGAAGAAGAGACAGAAUCACGGAGAACCUUUCACCGGCAAGCUCAAGCUCAAGAAACAACCCCUUCCCCUAUCCGGCAAACGCAAGCGCAAACUCUUCAAAAUAUGGCGUCGGGAGAAAAAGGACGCCUUACAGAAUGGCUUGGUAACCAUGGAAGACGUGCAAAUGACUGUUGCUGAAGGGGAAACCAAAGAUAGCCGUAGAUCUUCAGGAAAAAUUCACUUGAAGAAGAGCUUGAAACUUAAACAGCUGAAGCGCAAGGGAAAGAACAAUAGAAAACCAGAUGUGCCCGGUCCCGGUGCUGAUAUUUUGGCUGAUGCUAUGGUGGAAUAAAUAUGUCAAGUUUUAGUAUUCUACGCACUUGAUCCUUGUAUUGUCCGGUGGAGACUGGAGCUGACAGAAAAUGCAUGGAGGAAUUUUAUGAUCUUCUGCUUGGUAGGUAGGGCGAUAUAGAAGAGGGGAAAUAUCGGAUGGUAUAAGAUUUUGUAACCCUUGAAUUGAGUGAUUGAUAGACUCCAGCAGAUACUUUCAUUUUUAUUUAUUAACCUAUAUUGGCGAAUGAAAUUAGAUUAGAAUAUAGAAAAUGCUAUUUUAUAUCGUGACAAUAAACAUAACCCGGCAAUUGAAAACCAAUUGUAAAU
Gastrolobium bilobum is the source of this 745-nucleotide messenger RNA. RefSeq lists its product as uncharacterized. NCBI's taxonomy places the organism in Eukaryota, Viridiplantae, Streptophyta, Magnoliopsida, Fabales, Fabaceae. The transcript has 4 exons. The record is from RefSeq and is a predicted model, not a curated record. The coding region runs from base 57 to 437 and encodes 126 amino acids.